This is a messenger RNA of Gordionus sp. m RMFG-2023, 586 nucleotides long. RefSeq lists its product as uncharacterized. NCBI's taxonomy places the organism in Eukaryota, Metazoa, Nematomorpha, Gordioida, Chordodea, Parachordodidae. Gene Ontology annotation, cellular component: nucleus; NuA4 histone acetyltransferase complex. The record is from RefSeq and is a predicted model, not a curated record. The coding region runs from base 1 to 522 and encodes 173 amino acids. The transcript is spliced from 4 exons. Gene Ontology annotation, biological process: regulation of transcription by RNA polymerase II.
AUGACAUCAAUCUUAAUUUUCGCUUCUGAAGUUAACUAUAUUAAAAUAUUUAUCGAUUUUGAAAUUUUGGGUAAAAUGCAAGAUGGUAAAAUGCAAGAUGGUAAAAUGCAAGAUGGUAAAAUGCAUGAUUCGACCUCUGGAUCUUUAAAUACUAUUGCGUUGCUCGAUAUUCUUAAAGAUUACAAACCCGCAGGUAUAAAUAAGCAUUUUAAUUGUAUGGAAAUUAUAAAUAAAUAUUCGGAAAAAAUUCUAAAGCCAGUUUUUGCUGACGACAUAUGGGACAAAUUGAGUCAAUUUUAUGAUCUAGAUGCAUGUGAUGAAAGAGCAAGAAUGCCAUUUUCACUUGAACCUAAAGAUUUUUCACUACCCCAAGAAGAUUAUGGCUUAUUAAUAAAAAAGUAUUCAUCCAGACAAAAUAGGAAAAGCACUCCAACUCUAAAAGUGGAUGAUAAAGAUAUUAAUAUUUCCAUCAAAAGAAGAAAAACAGGAAGUGGUUAUAAAAAAUCAUCAAAAAAUGUUUGACUAUUCAUUUGCAUUUAACUAAUUAGAUUAUGUGAUAUAACGUUAUUCUAUGUAUAGAUUGUAG